GUACACCCCUGGCCCUGCACUUCGGCGAGUCUACCAUCAUCCUUCCCUUCUCCUUUGAGGAAGCACGGAAUCUGGGCAAGUCCAUUCAGGCUCUCAUAAAGACGUUUGCCGAAAAGCAAGAAGCUGAGAGACCAAAGAGGUGGGACAUGAUGGAAUACAGGUACAAGAGCGAGGGCGCUGAUGAUGCUGUGUCCUUGUUUGAGGUCUUCUGCAACCCAAAUGCACACUCCAGUGCAUUCGACGCCAAACUGCUCGUCACUGUGCAGGCGCCAGGGGGUUUGAAGAUGACAACUGAAGGGAGACUCAGCAACGUGAAGGCCGAUUUGGCAGGGUACUUGCAGCAGCACAAGCCUUGA
This is a messenger RNA of Ostreobium quekettii, 356 nucleotides long. NCBI's taxonomy places the organism in Eukaryota, Viridiplantae, Chlorophyta, Ulvophyceae, Bryopsidales, Ostreobiaceae. The record is from the annotation of a GenBank genome assembly.